CCAAUACGCCGUGAAUAACAGCGACCUGUUCUGGUAAAAACGUAUUCAGAUCUAUCUGUUUCAUUUUCACAUAAAAUGCCUUACGAUGAAUCGACCCAUUUGUUGAACCUUCAUGGAAACAACGAAAAUGGUCUGUCUACCGUGUUUGCCAUUAUAUGUAUCUUGGAUGUCUUUGGAGUUUACCCCGUGGUUACCCUGCCCAAGGCUAUAAUUGACUGUGGUUUCUAUGGCAUCUUACUUAUCACAUUAGUAUGUUCAGCACAAAUUUACACCGCAAAUCUGCUGGGAAAAUGUUGGAUAAUAGCAGAAAAGAUCAACCCUAAUAUACAAAGGAAGAGUAGAUACCCAUAUGCAGCUCUCGCCGAAACAACUUAUGGUAAAAGGUUGGCGAAUUUUGUGACAUUUUUAUUGGAUCUUACUGUUUUUGGAGCGAGUAUACCUAAUUUGAUAGUAGCCUCCCAGAAUCUCCAACUACUCGGUGAAAGAUUAAGUGAGAAUACUGUCAGUAUUUCGUUGUGCUAUUGGAUUAUUAUAGUUGGAACAGUGCUAUGUCCGGUGUUAUGGUUAGGCAGCCCAAAGGAUAUGAAGUGCUUGUGCUCUACAUCAGCCUGUAUGGUGAUUCUGGUAUUCCUCUUAACUUGUGGUUGUCUGAUAUACAGUGGAGGUAGCAACGGUGGACCUGUCGAGUCUGUUAAAAGCGUAGCUUUAUGGAGGAACAUACUAGAAGCUUACGGUAUCAUCACAUUCCUCUUUGACAUCCAUCCUACAAUUUUAACUAUUCAAGUGGAUAUGCGUAACAAGUACCGGCUUACCAGAGCUCUUCUUGGAGGAUUUGGAAUAUCUCUACUGAUGUUUGGAAUAACUGCCAACAUAGCAGCAAUAAAAUAUGGAACAAACACAAAAUCGAGUAUUCUGGAUACACUGCCCACCAGCAUUCCUUUGCACUUUGCUGCGACCUUAGUUGCAAUACAGCUUUGUCUAACUUCUGCAGUUAGUAACAAUGUGUUGUAUCAACAGAUGGAGGACUGUAUGCAGAUACCUAGAGAUUUCAAUCCGAAAAGAUGCAUCCUCCGUACAACCCUAACAAUACUCGCCAUUGUGAUAGCGGAAUCGGUACCACGUUUCGACUUAGUGAUGUCUCUGAUAGGUGGUACCCUUACCGGGCCAUUGGUCUUCGUACUACCCCCUUUGAUCUACAUGAAGAUGUUAUCAUUGCAGACCAUGUACGAGGAAGACUUUGCGCUAGGCUCUUUUGCUAACGUUGUCUAUAGCAAGGUCGAUGACACUACUGAGUCUUCUACGACAUACACUUUGCUACCGCUAGUAAUAUCUGACAGUUAUAGGUCAAAAUUUGGAAGAUAUUGUGAGAUUUCGUUCUGUUGUUGUAUAAUUAUAUCUAGCAUUGUAUUCACCCUGUUAACAACGUACUUUAAUUCUAUAAAUAUUGUAUUGUCAUAUUCUAAUGUAUCGAAGCCAUGUAUUUAUAAUGUUUCUAGUUUUUUAUUGAAGUUGUAGAACUCAAUAAGGUGUAAGAAUAUGAUAUAUUGUUUAUUUUAUUCUCGAGUCACCACGAAAGAUAUGCCAAUACGCACCAGCAGUAGUAGAUAGUAGUAGUAUUAGUAGUAGUAGUAGUAGAAAAGGGAAGGCGAAGUUUGGAAACUAGGCCAACUUUGACCAACAUCAGUUUUAUACAGGGUAUCGUGAAGGUUGGGACUUUCCUUUUCCGAAACAACAAGUUAAUAACCAAGCUAAUGAAUCGAAAAAGUAUCAUUUGUUUGAUAAGUAAUUUUAAGUACCACCCUUUCAUAUGGUGCUUGUAAAAUACUGCUUGAGGUUGUUCUAAAUUAGCAAUAUUCGGACCUAUUUAUAGUCAUAUUAGACGAAAAUACACCUGGCAUGCGAAAUAAUUGUAAAGUCUGGUUUUAUUGAUGCAAAUUGUUCAUCGGGUAUUUAAAUCAUGGACGCAUAAAAUGGGUACACCAUUUUUUG
This is a messenger RNA of Acanthoscelides obtectus, 1989 nucleotides long. The record is from the annotation of a GenBank genome assembly. Lineage: Eukaryota; Metazoa; Arthropoda; Insecta; Coleoptera; Chrysomelidae.